Molecule: messenger RNA, 960 nt
Organism: Marchantia polymorpha subsp. ruderalis
Lineage: Eukaryota; Viridiplantae; Streptophyta; Marchantiopsida; Marchantiales; Marchantiaceae
Source: the annotation of a GenBank genome assembly
AUGUACAGCUGCUACUCUGCGGUCACCCAUGCCAUCCGAACAUUCAUCGAUCAAUUCCCCGUCCCUCGUCUUGGUGCAGCUGCAGAGUCGGGCCGCAGCAACCAAGAAGUCGAGGGACUUACCACCUCGGCCUUGAGCUGCUGCUACUUCUGCAACCGCUUUUUCCACUCAUUAUCAGAUCACUCUCUCUACCGGGCGAUCGCGACCAGACCGAACUACAGCCAUAGCCAAGAACUCGGCAGAGGGGUGUCCCAUAAGCCUUCUAUCCCCCCAAAUCCUCCUCCCCCGUUUCUUCGUCGCUCCACGACAAGCUUGCCCCUUCUCGCCCUUUCUUCCCCCUGGGCCAACCGAGCGAGCCCCCGGGGCGAGCGAAAUCGGUCGGAUCCGACGAAACUACGUUUCGAAUUUGGUGACGGGGUUUGGGGCACCCGGGGGCUUGGGCUUGGGCUUGGGCCUGGGCCUGGGGUAGCAGCAGGCGGAUUGAUCGACGGCUGGGAUGAAGUGGGCGGGGGCUGGACGUCACGUCGGAUCGGGGGCAUCGACGGGGGCAUCGACGGGGCUGGGGCAGGGCGUCCGAGGUGGCAGUCGGAGGAUUGCGCCACAGGUUGCUGGCCAAUUCCCUUCGGGAGCAGCGCGCGCGACAGUGCUGGAGCUUCCGUGGCACACAUUCUCCUGCGCUUGCACUCGCUCUUCCGCUUCUUGCGUGGGCCCCCGCGCUCCUGGACCAUGCAUCUCGUCGCCCUCCGUGCGCCUCCGCCCCAUUGGCCACCUCCGCCUUUCGACGGCUCAGAUCGCCGAGCCGGUCCAUCUAGCCCCGACUUUAAUUUUUACAACCCCGGCAACGGACGCGGGUCGGGGCUUGGGGUAAGAAGCCCCCAUUCGCUCGUCGACGCCCUUUAUCGCAUUGGCACCCUCGGUCGCAGUGUGCUUACUGCGUGGAGUCCUUGCUCGUUAGAAUGA